AUGAAGAACCAAUUCGAUUACUAUCACUACACCAUGGAACUUGAUUCUACUAGUAUUGCCUCUCCUGUUGAGUCUCUUGUUCCAAUUGAUCAAUCACCAAUAGCAUUCCGUAAUAUACAAUGUUUCUCAUGUAAUGGUAUACUUCUUAUAGCAUAUGCUAAUGAUAUAAUCAUCAUGUGGAAUCCGGCCACUAGAGAAUCAAGAACAAUCCCUCCUAGUAAGACUGGUGGUCUUUAUAAUUUUUGCUACUUUCCGAGAAUUGAAGGCAACAAAAUAUUUAGACUAGGACCUGGUGUUAUAAAUAGUGACAGCAAUGACAUGGAUAUUGAUAUAUUUUCAACGAAAAGUAACACAUGGAAAACGGUUGGCAUAUUUCCUUCAAAUUAUUAUUUCGAAGAUAGUAGAGUUUAUAUGUCAGAUGGGAUUGUUUAUAUGAUGGCGGAGAGGAAAGAAAGUGAAAAUUGUACAAUAUUACGCUUUUGUUUGGAGAGGGAAGAAUUUCAAGAGGAAUUGUUGAUUCCGAACACGAUAUCACCAAGGGGAAUAAAUGUUGUAGGAGAAAAACUUUGUUUGAUUGGGUCAUUGGAAGAUAAUGAUAAGAUUCGCGUAUAUUGUUUGUAUAUGAAGAAAACAAAUUCAUGGAAUGAGAUAUUGGCAAUUCAAUUACCUUUCAAAAUUUGUUUGAAACCUUUGAGUUUUAUAAAGGAUGGAGGCAUCAUGUUUCAAAACUAUAUGAGUAAAUAUGUGUUCAAGGCUUACAAUUCAACAACACACAAAUUGGAAAAAGUUAAUGUAGCUGGAAUUGAAGGACUUCACUUUAUUGAAGUUGUAACCUACGUUGAAACUUUAUCCUCUCCAUUUCUUUAA
Messenger RNA from Solanum stenotomum, 867 nucleotides. RefSeq names its product putative F-box protein At3g21120. Gene Ontology annotation, molecular function: protein binding. The record is from RefSeq and is a predicted model, not a curated record. The transcript has a single exon. Bases 1 to 867 code for a protein of 288 amino acids. NCBI's taxonomy places the organism in Eukaryota, Viridiplantae, Streptophyta, Magnoliopsida, Solanales, Solanaceae.